AUGGAAGGUUUGAAUGGAAUAUGUGGCUUCGAAAUGAUCUCUCAGCCGAAUAAAACAGUAGUUUCCUUCAUUGGAUCCAAUCAAACAUUUUCCUGGAAUUUUAAACUAACUGAGGAGGAGAAAUCAAAGAAAGUGGAAGUUGUCUUUGCCAGUUGGAAUAAAAAAUAUGACUACAUAACUGGUGACCACUGGGUAACAUAUGUUCGAGAAUCAAACGGGAGCGAAUCAGUAGUCAAAGAUAAAGAGGCAUUAAUCGCAAGGCGUUUAAAAUGGGUGGGAGACUUGGCACGUGGCUUCGUGGCUUACCAACUUCUGAACGUUCAACAACAAGAUACUUCAGAUUAUGGGAUUAGGUUCCGAGUUUCCGGUUCUUCUAGAUCUGUGGAAGAUGGGUUUACUCUUUCUGCUCAGGUUCCAACUCCACCACCAACGAAGUCACCAGAUAAACCGAGAAUACUCAAACGUAGGAAACAAGUGACUUUGGAGUUAACAGGAGGAAAUUCAACCACGCUUGAGUGUACUGCCGAUCCUUUCCCAAUCUUCACUUGGCACACAAAUUCAACCACGCUUGAGUGUACUGCCGAUCCUUUCCCGAUCUUCACUUGGCACACAAAAGGUGGAGAUAUUAAGCAAGGCUUUUCAACUACUUCAAACUCAAGUUACUUGGCAGUUACUCCAAUAAAUGACAGUGACGUGAAAAACUACAUGUACAAAUGCGUAGCAACCAAUAGGUUAGGAUUUGACUCGGUGACGUUCACUUUGAUAGAAAAGGGUAUCACCAAAGUUACGGGAUCACAUGAUAAACCCGAACCAGUCUCAUCCAAAGAUGUCAGUGCAGAGAAUGGAGAGAAACAGUCCUUGGGAUUGCAAGUCAUACGCAACGAGCCUGUUUUAUAUGGAGCUUGCAACUUACCCUCCACCGGUGACCCUGAAUGGGAAAUACCACGAGCAAGGCUGAAUGUAGAGAAGGUUAUUGGGCAUGGUGCAUUUGGCGUGGUGUCACGAGGCUUGGCGUUAGAUCUGCCGGGAAAACCAGGAUGGACUGAUGCUUCUGGAAAAGAAAAGAAAGACCUGUUGUCUGAGAUGUCAUUCCUUAAACACCUUGAUCCUCACCCUCACGUCAUUCGCCUGUACGGCUGUGUUACUACUGAAGCCCGGCGUCUCGUAGUUGUCGAGUAUGCGCAGUAUGGUGACUUGCUUGAGUACCUCAGGAAGAGCCGAGGAGUUCGAGAUAACUACUACAGUAAUCCCUCGUUCAAACCUCGCACCGACCUUACCUCCAAGCAGCUACUACGAUUCGCAUGGCAGAUCAGUGAUGGAAUGGACUACUUAUCGAAGAAAAAGGAUAGAUCUGAUAUGAAUAUCAUUGAUCGUGACUUGGCCGCGAGAAAUGUAUUGGUUGGUGACGAAGACGAUUGCAAAAUCACGGAUUUUGGAAUGGCCAGAGAUGUCUGGGAAGAGGACAUAUAUGUUCGAACCCAUGAGGGCCGUCUUCCGAUUAAAUGGACGGCACCCGAGGCUCUAUUUGGAAGUGGUGCAUACACGACACAGAGUGAUGUGUCAGGAAUCUACUUUUCUAAACAAGAACCUUUCAACUUCUAA
Messenger RNA from Stylophora pistillata, 1602 nucleotides. Its product is annotated as fibroblast growth factor receptor 1. The record is from RefSeq and is a predicted model, not a curated record. Gene Ontology annotation, molecular function: ATP binding; transmembrane receptor protein tyrosine kinase activity. Lineage: Eukaryota; Metazoa; Cnidaria; Anthozoa; Scleractinia; Pocilloporidae. Gene Ontology annotation, biological process: positive regulation of kinase activity; protein phosphorylation; cell surface receptor protein tyrosine kinase signaling pathway. Gene Ontology annotation, cellular component: plasma membrane; signaling receptor complex.